CUCCCCCCCUCCUGAUUGAUGCUUCUUGUCCGCCCUUGGAGUUUCUCUCUAUAUCCUGAGGGUCCUUCUGAAUCUCUUCCUCCUUGUUAAUCUUUCUCCACUUUCUCACUUUAUACAUAUUUUCCCGGGAAAGUAAAUACGAAAGUUAAUGAUGGUAGAUCUUCAAACAGUUUGCUGCUUGUGUGGUGAUAUUGGUUUCCCUGACAAGCUUUUCCGCUGCAACAGAUGCCACCAUCGCUUCCAGCACUCGUACUGCAGCAACUACUAUGGAGAACUCGCUGAGAUUGAACUGUGCGAUUGGUGCCAAACGGAAGAGAAGAACGUCGCAAGACACAGUGGUUCUUAUCAUCAUAGUAGAUCAUCGGUAGUGGCCGGAAACGACAUGGGAUCAAGUUCCAGGCGGUCUGAAUAUUCCAGUGAGAAGGUCAAGCAACAUCCUGAUCGUGACGAUCAGAGUAGUGGCGGCGGCAGCGGCUCCGAUAAGGGAAAAACCGCUACCAGCGGCGUUCCUUCGCCGCGUCCUGGCACACGCAGGUACAAGCUUCUGAAGGAUGUUAUGUGCUAGAGAUAGAAGGAAAAAGAAGAAGAAAAGUAAACAAAAGGGUCUAAGAUCAAGAAGAAAAUUAAGUCAGUAUAGUAGUGAUCGUGGAUCAGUUCAAUUCUCAAGCCUCAGAGAUUAUAGAAGAAGGUUGCAAAUAAUUAAUAGCGUGUUUUUGAGUGGAUUUUGUCAGUAAAAAUAAUUUCUAGUGUGAAUUAUAAACUAUAUAUGUGUAACUUUUAUGAUAGUGAACUCUUCCAUGGAUAAUCUAUGGCAUAAGUUUCAAGCU
Molecule: messenger RNA, 827 nt
Organism: Neltuma alba
Lineage: Eukaryota; Viridiplantae; Streptophyta; Magnoliopsida; Fabales; Fabaceae
Exons: 2
Coding region: 149-565 (138 amino acids)
Source: RefSeq, a predicted model, not a curated record